Molecule: messenger RNA, 735 nt
Organism: Ostertagia ostertagi
Lineage: Eukaryota; Metazoa; Nematoda; Chromadorea; Rhabditida; Trichostrongylidae
Source: the annotation of a GenBank genome assembly
AUGCAGGAUUAUCGAAGGCGUAUUGCACCUAUACCUCCAGCGGCCUCCGAUUACAUUGUCAUGGCGGUGUUGAAAAACGAACAACUGCUAAUACGUAGCGGUAUCCACCUCCUUCACGCUUACGGUGAUGUGGGAGCGGAAAAUUCAUUGUACAAGUCUCGAGAACUAGAUGCACAACUAUAUCGACUAGCCAUUGAAAGCUCACAGCAGCAUAAUACAGCCCCAUCUAGAUACGAUUUUCGUCCACAGAGAUCGUCGAUGAAUUUUGACGCUUACAUGAUGGAAACCGCAUCGAACGAUCCAAAUGUCUCCGAUAGUGACGAUAUUUCUAUUUAUGAACCUCCAGCCAAGGCGAACGCCACAACCAAGAAAGAGCGUACUGCAACCCCAUCAAUUGAAAGAGAAUUUCCGAAUGGUUCCGCAUGUUCUGGUGACAACUACGAUCUCACAGUACCCGAAUUGGAUUAUUCCGAUGUAUCAGAAAUUGAAAUUCAACGACUACGAAUGGAGACGUUAAAGAGCGAAAAACGAAUGUUUGAAAAGUGGACGGAAAUGGCGGCGGCUCAAAUCAAAACGUUGGAGUCGAUGAUGUCAAUGCAAAAGGAAUUUCUUCAACAAGUUACUAAAAUCGUCAAGGGUGUUGUCCCAACUCAACAACCCCGGCGAACCUCAUCUAAUCGCCAUGAUCGCGGGCAAGCACACGGUCAAGAGAUAUUCGGAUUUGAGAUAUUUUAA